This is a messenger RNA of Schistocerca nitens (vagrant locust), 5723 nucleotides long. Its product is annotated as autophagy-related protein 13. The transcript has 5 exons. Gene Ontology annotation, cellular component: cytosol; Atg1/ULK1 kinase complex; extrinsic component of membrane. The record is from RefSeq and is a predicted model, not a curated record. Bases 527 to 1768 code for a protein of 413 amino acids. NCBI's taxonomy places the organism in Eukaryota, Metazoa, Arthropoda, Insecta, Orthoptera, Acrididae. Gene Ontology annotation, biological process: piecemeal microautophagy of the nucleus; autophagosome assembly; mitophagy.
CCAAUAGCAAACCGACACUUUGCUGCCGCUGACAACGGCACCGCCUUCUUGGCGCCACUUUCACCUUCCUGUGUACUUCCGGAACAAAUGAAGGCCGUUGAUAUACACGUCGGCUUUUAUGGGAUUAUUGUGAUUGCGGUUUGUGUGUGUAAAAUGUUGAACUUCUUAAGUAUUCAAUGCCGCUACUAUUAAUAUAUUGGAUACUUUUUUAGUGUACAGCCCGUUCAAACUAAGGAAAUACAAAAUUAUGGCAUUGACUGUAGUUCUAAUGUCCGGCAUUUAAGCUCCCAAGUGGGAGUGGUUCUGAUCUUGGGAACACUGUUCUCAAUUGAUGAGAAGCUUUUAACAUCUUUAAUUGAAGUCAAGUGAUUAGACUUUGGAAGUGUAAUGUUUGUGUAGUUAGGCGAAGUGAUUAGUGACAUUUAGUUCAAGUGGAUUUUCUCCAGUAAGGUUUCGGUGAUCAUGCUGUCCAGCGUAUGGGUAUAUGUUAAAGCUUGAAGAGACGAGAAAACUGCUUGGAUGAAAAAUGGCAACUGUUAAAUUAAGUAUACAUGAUAAAAAGGAACUAGAUAAAUUUACAAAAUUUCUUGUUUUGAAAGCUGCGCAAAUAAUUAUUCAGUCGAGAUUAGGUGAGAAAGUGCACACCAAAUGCAAACCACACUCAACGGGGACAGAUUGGGUAAGCGGCAAUAAAGAACCCACUUUUAACCUGGCAAUAAAAGAUCUUCCCGAAGUGCUUGCAGAAGCCAAAAAGGCGUUGAGCGGUGAAAUGGCGUCUACUCACACGUCGCUGUGUGUGGAAAUAUCACUACGGACUGUUGAGGGCGAUGCAAUGGUAUUAGAGACUUGGUGUUUAGCUGUGUUACCAGACCAGUGUGAUACAUCUGCGAGAGUUACAUAUACAGUAUACAACAGAAUGGGCAUUUUGUUAAAGUCACUUGUUUCCGUGACUCGAGUUACUCCAGCAUACAAGUUGUCAAGAAGACAGAGCCCAGACUCCUAUGUAAUUUGUUAUAGAAUAUAUGUGGGAGAGCCCCAACUUCACACUCUCGGUGAAGGCUACAACAAACUGAGAGUUGGACAGCUGUGCACACCUGUAGGCACAAUACAUCUUACGGUGGCAUACAGAACAAAAAUGACUAUCUCACCACAGCACACAGGCAAAGAUAGCUCCAUAAUGUUGAAAAGUGAUCAUUUCCACUCUGACCUCAGUCCGAAGCAUGGACGAUACCAACAAAGUGAAGACAAUGCCUCAUCUCUGUCAGAAACCAUGAAGCUUGGAGCAUUUGCAGAUAGUAAAAGGCAUCCUUUGAAAGCUGUUGAACCAGAGCUCAUAAUUCCAAAUGUUCCAUUCAGUAGUUUGUUAACUCCAAAGCAACAAUUACCAUUACAAAGUCCAAUGCCACAACAGCAAAACAAAGAUCAGCAACAACCAUCAAGGGAAAGUGAAGCGGAAGACGAAGGGAAUGGUAAUCUUACACCUCACUGUCAUUCACCAACAGAAUCAAGGCGAUCAAGCUGUUCUGUAAACGAAGAUUUUAUUAUGGUGGACUUGAAAACCCCAUUUGCUGGGAGCAAUGCCAACAGCGACUUAGGAGCAUUCUAUCGUGAAUGUCAGAGUGCUCCCCAGCUCAAGACUUUCAUGGAACAGCCAACUCUUGCGGAACAAGUUAGUGACAUCUCGAAAACACUUGAAGCAUUCGAAUCAAGUAUGCGUGAAUAUGAUGACAUGUUAAAUUCUCUUUGUAUAAAUGAUAACAACAACUAACCUAGCACAGACCAUGAAACUAUGUAUUUAGGUGUGUAAUAUACAGAUUACAUGAGAGACUGUGUGUGUGUGUGUGUGUGUGUGUGUGUGUGUGUGUGUGUGUGUGUGUGUGUGUGUGUGUACGUGUACGUACAUCUCAUACAUGAAAAUGGCAUAUCAAGAGUUGUCAGGCUAGUUCUCUCUCUCUCUCUCUCUCUCUCUCUCUCUCUCUCUCUCUCUCUCCCCCCCUCUCUCUCACUCCCCCUCCAUCCCCCUUUCUCCCUCUGCCUCAUAAGUGGGUGGCUGGAUGUGCAUGCAUGCGUGGGUGUCCCCCUUUCCCUACCUACUAUGUGCUGAGAGAGAGAGAGAUGUGGGAAGGAUAUAUAAUCAUGCCUUAUUUUGUUGCUGAUGAUUUUGCAAGACUGUUUAUGUAAUUCUUCAAAGAUUUACAUAUUAAUUUUGUUUUACUAUGUUUUUAAGGAAAUAAAAUUUAUUUUGUACUGAUAAAUGUAAAAAUAUAUUUUAGCAAAACUUUUGUUGAAGUGGAGUGUUUUGUACAUAAAUAAUGUAAAGAUAUUUGUAUAUAUUAUAUACAAAAAAUGAAAUGUACUAGUCAUUGUUAUAAGGAAAAUGACACUCCAAAGCUUCAUUGAGGCCUUUGUGUUUUAUGUUAUGACUGUUUGAUGAUGUUACAGUGUGCUGGCUCAUACUGAGUCAAAUGAAGUUUUAUAUAGCAAAUAAGUGGAGCAGGUGUGAUCAGGAAAUGUAUAUAAAAUGUAUGAAGUCAGUUUUGUAAGUAUUGAAUUUAAAGUAGCCAAUCUGAACAAACCUACUGAAUCUAGGCAGGGUGUGUUUUUGACAUUCUGCAUUGGAUUCUAGAGUUAAGUUUCAUCACCACCAUUUCUGAUGAGUAAGUCCAAGGCCAGCCAAACUGGCAUAGUGAAUGUGUGAACUAAAUCAGUGGCUAGUGUUUUCAAAUCACUGCACGACUUUCCUGAAUAAUAUUUUUGUGCUUACCCCUUUUUCAGGUGAAUAGGGUGAUAGCUGCUUCAACAACACUAUGACUGAUGUCAGUGCCUGCCUCUUUUGAACUAUUGUGCUGCAGUCUCUAGUGUCUUCACAGCUGAUGGAAGUGAGCUAAGACUAUAACACAGUAGAUAUGUGCCAUAGCUAUUAAAAGGACACACAAAGCUUUAUUGUUGUCUACUUUAUCUUAUGUAGGAAUAAAGUUCCCUCUUUGACAUUUAGUACCCUUAUAAUUACUUUCCCACAUAGGACAGUUGCAGCUGUUCAUCAUAUUGCAUGUAGCAGAAGGCAAACAUUCAUAAAAAGUUAGGUACAGUUUCACAGCCUAAUGUCCAAAAGCUGUGAAGUGUCAAGUCAUUUCACAGAAAUGCUGAUCCAAUCCAGCAAAACAGUUGUUACUAUUUUGACUGUGCCAUUGUCACUUGAUAUUACAUAAAGGCAGUUGCAUUGUAUCAGUUUGGAAUUUUUGUCAAAGCUCCUUUUAUUUAAGAUAGUUUUACUUUAAAAUUAUUUUUUGUUCUUACGUUACACUGCAGCAGAAGUAGCCAUUUCUAAAAGAGUUCUCAGAAAUACUUUGGUUGAAAAGUUAGUCCUAAGUAAUGUCUCAGCCGUGACAUUUACAUUGGACUCCUGAAACCAGAUUUCGUAAACAGAUUUCCCAUUGCCACUUCUGGAUGGUCCUGUAAAGACUUCAAAAUCAAUUCUGGAAAUUCGCCUCUGGUUAUCAGUUUUCUAAUUCCACAAUAGAUUUUCACACCCAUGUAAAAACAGCCGGUUUUGAAACAUGCUUGGGCUGUCAGGUUUCAUCUAGUUUUUAAAAUGUUUUGGCUGAUAUGGAUGGAGUGGCUUCUUUUACAGUGAAGGAUAAGUGUAAAUAUUACACUGAACCUGUUUACGCUGUGUCUGUCUGAAGAGAAAUGGAAUCAGUGCCGACUAAAUCGUAAACUGUAACAGCUGCUUUCCAGGCACCGUAUUUAACUGGACUAACAAAUCUGCAUCAGACCUUAAUACGUAAACAUGACAGUGGAAAAACAGUUUCCAAAAUUCAGUUUUAGACUUUCAGAAGAUGUAUUGAGUACGAUCUUAGCAAAUGUUGCCUUUGUGUGUUUCAGGAAAAAGAAAAGUAGAAACCGCUCAGCAUGUGUAUAAUUCUGUAUGAAAAAUUGAGAGGGGGCAAAAACAUGUUUUGGCUGAAUUGUCCAACACAUUCUUCCCUCAAAUAGAGUGCUUGAAGCAGCCCCUGGCUUAAAUUUCCACGUAUCAAAACUUUUCUUAAUGUGCAAUGGUGCACAGGAGGAACACACACAAUUUUCCGUCCUGUUGAUGAUAAGGUUGUUAGCUAUUUAGCACAAGUGGGAACCAGGAUGAGGCAGAAAAUGGAUUGAUGUCAUUUCGAAGAUCAAAAAGCAUUUGUCUGAAGUGAUAGUGGAAAGCAAAAUUUAGGGUUCUUGGAAGGAGUUUUUAAUGUGAAUCGCAUUCCUCCAGUGCCUUAACUACUGGGCCAUUUCUGUAGAGUUGUGCACAGAAGACUGAUGUUUGUGCCGCAAGUUAUGUUUUAAACAGCAAGUACCGAGUAUCCUACGCAGGAAAUUGAUGUCUGUUGUCUAGUUUGUUCCAGAUUGUGCCACCUAGAUUCUGUUGUUCUGUAUAUAUCCUGAUCACACCUCCUACAGUGAGAUCUGAGAUUCAUCAUGUAAAUACGCACUUAGUUAAUAUUUUAAUAUGUAUCUGAAGUAAUGGUUCUAUUUGUAAAACUCCUAUUUAUUAAAUUUAAAAUGAGUUUGCAAAAAAUGGUUUGAUGAUAUCUUCCUUGUUGGUUUAUUCUUAAGAUUCAGUACAAGAACAGUGUUGUCUUUUACUGUUUGUUUGUGACUGCUUUUCGGUUUCAUUUGAUAUUCAUUUUCUUGCCUUCAUAAAUUUUGUAAUGAAUAUCAAACAAUAGAAAGGAACAAAAACUGGCAUAGUAUUAUUCCAUGUCUUUACGAAACCCAUUAAAAAGAAUUUACAUUUCUAAGGAUUUCAAAAGGCCAUAUGUCAUUUAUGUUUGGAAUUACCAGUUUUAUACAUGUUUUGUGUUUUAUAGAUUUUUAGUGAGUCCACAAUUUCUUUUGGUUUACAUUACAUAACAAAAAAUGGCAAUUUUCUAACGAAUGUCUGAAACAGCUACAUUAGAUUGUGAGAGAUCAUGAGACUUAUGUUUGUGCUUGGGUUGUCAAUAUAUUUAGAACAAAAAAAACACAAGAAUUGAGAUAUUGGAAGCCGCCUCUAGUGAAACAACAGAUAUUGAUUUGUCUAGGAAUUUGUAGAGAAACAAAAUGGCGAUUCUGUAUAUUUAAACUUGACAAAAACGAAUACAUUGAAGAAAGUUAUUAUGUACAUUCUGUGUCAUCGGAUCUAAAAAUAUACAUUUCAACCAUUUAAACAUAUACACACAUUUAAUCUGUUCAUAUUUAUAUGCUGAAUAGCAAUUUAAGAUAUUAUUCAGAGGCUAUGAAAACCUGAAAUAUUUUUAAGGCAGAAAAUCAGGCAUUGUAUUGAAUAAUUGAUGUAAAUGCUUUGAAAUUAUUAGGACAGGCAAGGCACGAAGUUUUGUUAGGUUGUGUGACAGGCGAGUUUAUACAUUUUGAUUACAUUGUACAAGUGCACUAAUUAAUUUAGGUAUAUAGGAUAUUGUUCUAAAACUGAUGUUCCUUUAUCACAGUUUUACAUUGUAAAUCUUUAGUGAUGUUAAUCUUAUAAGAAAGUCAGUGGCUAAAGGUUGUGAGAGUGAAUUUAAUGUAUCGUAUCACUGUCAUCCUGGCUCAGAUCUUUAUGUAUGAAACUGGCAGGAUACUUUAAAUAAAGACUGUAUUUUUUGUUGCAAUUAAAAUGCAUAGCUCGAUCGAUGCACAUGCAUUCAUGUAACUAUUUGCAAAUUUAAUAUUGAAAAUAAAUUAUUGCUGUAACGUAA